This is a messenger RNA of Indicator indicator, 1718 nucleotides long. RefSeq names its product heat shock protein family A (Hsp70) member 14 (gene HSPA14). The transcript is spliced from 14 exons. Gene Ontology annotation, molecular function: ATP binding; ATP-dependent protein folding chaperone; heat shock protein binding. The coding region runs from base 1 to 1518 and encodes 505 amino acids. Gene Ontology annotation, biological process: protein refolding; cellular response to unfolded protein. The record is from RefSeq and is a predicted model, not a curated record. Gene Ontology annotation, cellular component: ribosome; cytoplasm. Lineage: Eukaryota; Metazoa; Chordata; Aves; Piciformes; Indicatoridae.
AUGGCGGCCAUCGGUGUCCACCUGGGUGCUACCUGUGCCUGUGCUGCUGUCUAUAAGGAUGGCCGCGCCGACGUGGUCGCCAAUGACGCCGGGGAUAGGGUCACACCAGCGGUCGUUGCUUUCUCGGAAAGCGAGGAGGUUGUUGGCUUAGCUGCAAAACAAAGUAGAAUAAGAAACGUUUCAAACACUGUAGUGAAAGUAAAGCAGAUCCUUGGGCGAAGCUCUGGUGACCCACAGGCAGAGAAAUAUAUUGCAGAAAGCAAAUGUUCAGUAAUUGAGAAGAAUGGAAAACUUCAGUAUGAAAUAGAUAAUAAACUUAUCAGCCCAGAAGAUGUGGCAAAGCUAAUUUUCAGUAAAAUGAAAGAAACUGCUCAGUCUGCAGUGGGUUCGGAUGUAAAUGAUGUUGUUAUCACUGUACCAUUUGAUUUUGGAGAGGAUCAGAAAAAUGCCCUUGGGGAAGCAGCUGCAGCUGCUGGAUUUAAUGUUAUGAGAUUAGUUCAUGAACCGUCUGCUGCUCUCCUGGCUUAUGGAAUUGGCCAAGAUUCACCCACUGGGAAAAGCAACGUGUUGGUUUAUAAACUUGGAGGAACAUCACUGUCCAUCACAAUCAUAGAAGUAAACAGUGGAAUGUAUCGUGUGCUUGCUACAAACACAGAUGAUAGCAUUGGUGGAGUUUGCUUCACAGAAGCUCUAGCACAACACUUAGCUUCUGAAUUUCAGAGGUCUUGUAAACAUGAUAUCAGAGGAAAUCCCAGAGCCAUGAUGAAGUUAAUGAACAGUGCUGAUAUUGCAAAGCAUUCUUUAUCAACCCUUGGAAGUGCAAACUGCUUUGUAGAUUCAUUGUACGAUGGAUUAGAUUUUGAUUGUAAUGUGUCCAGGGCCAGGUUUGAGCUCAUCUGUUCUUCCCUUUUUAGUAAAUGCAUAGAAGCAAUUAAAAAGCUCUUGCAGCAAGUUGGAUUUACAGCAGAUGAUAUUAAUAAGGUAGUUCUGUGUGGUGGGUCUGCUCGGAUCCCAAAGCUGCAGCAGCUGAUCAAAGAAAUUUUCCCAGCUGUGGAAUUACUGAAUUCAAUUCCUCCAGAUGAGGUUAUUCCCAUUGGUGCAGCCACAGAGGCAGGAAUUCUGCUAGGGAAAGAGAAUCCUUUAUUAGAAGAAGAGGCACUUAUUGAGUGUUCUGCCAAAGAUAUUCUUCUUAAGGGAGUAGACGAGUCAGGGGCUGACAAAUUCACAGUGCUAUUUCCAUCAGGGACUCCAUUACCAGCUCGAAGGCAACACACCCUGCAUGCUCCUGGAAACACCUCUUCUGUAUGCCUUGAACUAUACGAAUCAUUGGGGAAAAGCCCCAUGAAUGAAGAAGGUAAAUUUGCACAGAUUGUACUCCAGGAUUUAGAUAAAAAGGAGGAUGGUCUGCAUGAUAUAUUAACUGUUCUCACUAUGAAAAGGGAUGGGUCCUUGCAUAUUACCUGCACAGAUCAAGAUACUGGAAAGUGUGAAAUCAUCACUGUUGAAGUGGCGUCAUAGUCUCUUGAAAGGCAACAUUUUUUUUCUAUGCUGAUUUUUUGUGUCUCUUGUUGGCUUUUCUGCCAAAGACUCUCUCUGAGUUUUUAAUGAUUCUUAGGAGACUGUUAUAAACUGAAUUACAUUAAUUUGCCACCAAGUCUGUUUGGAAUGGAAAACAUGGUACAAAAUGCUAUCAAGACUGGCCAAGGGUGGAGCAUGGA